Messenger RNA from Clonostachys byssicola, 277 nucleotides. The record is from the annotation of a GenBank genome assembly. Lineage: Eukaryota; Fungi; Ascomycota; Sordariomycetes; Hypocreales; Bionectriaceae.
GCAGAUGAUACUAGGUAUUACACUGCAAGACGCCCCCGGUUCGCACCUACAGCCAAACAGCUACAGCCCGAGAAUCUCCCAGCUGCAUGGCCCCGUCGAUAUGGCAGUGGGACUCGCCUACUGCACCGGAAAUACGGUAGGAUUCGACGAGGGAAAUGGCGUAACAUGCGGAGAACAGCACGCAAGACGCAGUGGGGAUGAGCGCACUCAGAUCGAGUCCUCUUCAUUUUUGCCCAACUACCUCUUACAUUUCCUCACAGGGUUUCCUCAUGACUCA